CGAGUUUCCCAGGUGUUUUGAACGAUGCACAAUCAAAGCGUUUGCUACUAAACUUGACAAUGGCCUAAUGUCACGAAAAAUAUAACAAGUUAAUACGUGUGUUUAAUUCAACUAGCUAGUUAUGGAUGAAUAUUAUGAAAGUAUUGUUUUCCGAAGUGAAAGAGUCGAGGAUAACGUGUCUUUAGCUGUGGCUACUGACGACUCCGCACUGGUAAAUGCCUAUGAAGAAGCCCUCCGAACAUUUCGGAGCUGUAAUGAUGAAAAAGAGAGCAAAGAGAAGCUUGGAAACAACCCACCGAAAUUGACAGACUCAAAACUCCCCAGAUCUCAUGUGUUGAGUAAGGAGCCGGUUGAACCAAAGGCAAACUCAAAGGUGUGGAGGCUGGGAUACCGGUGUCGUGCGGUGUACUCCGAGGAUGGCCUGGUUUACCCAGCGGUGCUGGUGUGGUUGAGAGGCGAACGCUGCCGGGUGAAGUUUGAAGGCUACGGAAAUGAGGAAGAGCUGGAGCUGAGCAGCCUGCUAUCUCCAGUAGAACUGGGAGGCCACAGAGGAAGAGUUGAUGCCAAAGUGCAACAAGGGGCUGUUGAUGGGUUCAGCUCCACUAGUAACAACAUUGCUGAUUGGAAGAGGAUGGAAAGAGAUUGGAGGACAGCUCAACAAGAGGGACGAGAGGAGCUGUCCUCACCUCAGCCACCUAAGUUUGCUCCAGUGAGUCUGGGUGCUGUUCCCUCUGUUUCAGGACACCUGGAAUACAUUGUUGACCAAUGGCCAUGCUUUACUGAGGGAAAAGACUAUUGCAAAAGCAGCUAUGACUUUGGCAAGGAGCAUGGGGAUAAGAAGAAGCCAAGUGGCCAGCGAGAGGUACCAAACAAUCACCCCUUUUCCUUCUUUCCUCCAGUGCCACCGCCCAAGGUCUCUCUGGACUUCCUGCCUCCUCCUCCUCCUCCACGUCCACCGUGUGUAUGGCCCCCCCGAGCAGUGCUGGCCGAUGUUAGCGAUGGGCUAGACUCAGCCGUGACAGACCUAUCAAGCAUGCUCCUGUCCUGGUACCUGUGUGGCUACCACACCGGCUGCUACAUGGCAAUGCAACAGACGAAAACAAGUCGCAGGAGGGCUGAUAAAGAGAAACAGGCAGAGGAAUAAGGUCUAUUUGAAUCUUACAAAAGUAAAGGCCUAAGUUUUGCAGUCACUGAAGAUUGCAGGCUGAGUAAUUCUCGUAUGAGGAUAUAUUAGGACCGAAGAUACCACCCUGGGGAAUUCCACAGGUAGGCUAUGUACUAUUAAGCUCUCAUAACUGCCUGCCUGUUCCCUUUCUGAUGGGUUUUUAAUUUUUAUUUAUUUAUUUCACCUUUAUUUAACCAGGUAGGCAAGUUGAGAACAAGUUCUCAUUUACAAUUGCGACCUGGCCAAGAUAAAGCAAAGCAGUUUGACACAUACAACAACACAGUUACACAUGGAGUAAAACAAACAUACAGUCAAUAAUACAGUAGGAAAAUAAGUCUAUAUACAAUAUGAGCAAAUGAGGUGAGAUACGGGAGGUAGAGGCAAAAAAAAGGCCAUGGUGGUGAAGUAAAUACAAUAUAGCAAGUAAAACACUGGAAUGGUAGACUUGCAGUGGAAAAAUGUGCAAAGUAGAGAGAGAAGUAAUGGGGAGCAAAAUAAAAUAAAUAAAUACACUAGGGAGAGAGGUAGUUGUUUGGGCUAAAUUAUAGAUGGGCUAUGUACAGGUGCAGUAAUCUGUGAGCUGCUCUGACAGCUGGUGCUUAAAGCUAGUGAGAGAGAAGUGUUUCCAGUUUCAGAGAUUGUUGUAGUACGCUCCAGUCAUUGGCAGCAGAGAACUGGAAGGAGAGGCGGCCAAAGGAAGAAUUGGUUAUGGGGGUGACCAGAGAGAUAUACCUGCUGGAGCGCGUGCUACAGGUGGGUGAUGCUAUGGUGACCAGCGAGCUGAGAUAAGGGGGGACUUUACCUAGCAGGGUCUUGUAGACGACCUGGAGCCAGUGGGUUUGGCGACGAGUAUGAAGCGAGGGCGGCCAAUGAGUGGUGGGUAUUAUAUGGGGCUUUGGUGACACAAUGGAUGGCACUGUGAUAGACUGCAUCCAAUUUAUUGAGUAGGGUAUUGGAGGCUAUUUUGUAGAUGACAUCGCUGAAGUCGAGGAUCAGUAGGAUGGUUAUGUUUGGCAGCAUGAGUGAAGGAUGCUUUGUUGCAAAAUAGGAAGCCAAUUCUAGAUUUAACUUUGGAUUGGAGAUGUUUGAUGUGAGUCUGGAAGGAGAGUUUACAGUCUAACCAGACACCUAGGUAUUUGUAGUUCUCCACAUAUUCUAAGUCAGAACCGUCCAGAGUAGUGAUGUUGGACGGGCGGGCAGGUGCGGGCAGCAAAGGAGAGUUGUAUGGCAUUGAAGCUCGUCUGGAGGGUUGUUAACACUGUGUCCAAAGAAGGGCCAGAAGUAUACAGAAUGAUGUCGCCUGCGUAGAGGUGGACCCAAGAUUGGGGAAGAAGAGGAAAGAGCUGUCCUGUUGCAACAGGAAAAGAGUUCCAAAGACUGAAUGUUUGUGUACUACACAGAGGUAGUCUAAUUUGGGGCUCUGUGGGAUGCAUCACAGUUUGCAGGUUUUUUUCUUACUGAAAAUGUGUGUUUUGACAAGAAGGUGAUGUGGAUAAGCAGUUAGGGGUUUGUUGACCCUAGUUCAAUAUGGCGUUAACUCAGCUCUUUAAGAGGCUUUUUGGAGAACUAUCUUUUACUUUUCAGUUUUUUGACACUUUUAAGUUGAUAAAAGGUUUGCCAAGGAUAGUUUUUGGGGGAAAGAGAAAAUAAUGUGAUGCUAGUUUUUGGUCAAGUGGAAACCAUUAGAAUGAAUUGUUGAUCCCUCAGCUGUUGUCAGGAAAUGUUAGUUUCAGUUCAUUUGAGGAAUUUAUUUUACUGCUGUUCAUUGCAAAUAUAUUGAACAAAAAGAAUGCAACAUACAACAAUUUCCACAAUUUUACUGAGUUAUAGUUCAUAUAAGGAAAUCAGUCAAUUGAAAUGAAUUCAUUAAAUCCUAAUCUGGAUUUCACAUGACGACAGGGGCGCAGUCAUGGGUGGGAGCCAGGCCCAGCCUAUGAGAAUGCAUUUUUCCCCACAAAAUAGCUUUUAUUAUACACAGAAGUACUCCUCAGUUUAAUCAGCUGUCCGGAUGGCUGGUCUCAGACUAUCCCGAAGGUGAAGAAGCCGGAUAUGGAGGUUCUGGGCUGGCGUAGUUACAAGUUGUGUGGCCGUACUGCCAAAUUCUCUAAAACAAGGUUUGAGGCAGCAUAUGGUAAAAUGUUAAAAAAUUCUCUGGCAACAGCUCUGGUGGACAUUCCUGCAGUCAGCAUGCCAAUUGCAGGAUCCCUCAAAACAUUGAGACAUCUGUGGCAUUGUGUUGUUGUUUUUUAGAGUGGCCUUUCAUUGCCCCCAGCACAAGGUGCACCUGUGUAAUGAUCAUGCUCAUCAGCUUCUUGAUAUGCCACACCUAUCGGGUGGAUGGAUUAUCUUGGCAAAGGAGAUGCUCACUAACAGGGAUGUAAACAAAUUUGUGCACAUAUCAAGAAUAAGCUUUUUGUCUGUAUGGGACAUUUCUUCUGUGAUCUUUUAUUUCAGCUCAUGAAAUAUGGGACCAAUACUUUACAUGUUGCGUUUUAUAUGUUUGUUCAGUAUAUAUUCGGACAAUCUGGGUGCUGUUUUCUCUGUUUCAGGACAUCUGGAAUACAUUGUUGACCAAUGGUCAUGCUUCACGGAUGUCUGCUUACUGAUAAGGAAGUUUGCGUUCAAUUAUUUCAUACUUGUCACUUGCUUUUUUUUGUCAAGAGAAAAGUAUUAGGACCAAGUCACAUGCCUUGGCAUUUUGUUAUACAUGUUUUAUUUAGAUGCAAUUGAAUAGUAAUUGUUUAAAAGGAUAGCAGACAUGAUAAACAAUAUAAUAUCUGACUGGUGGCAAUUGGGUCUCUCAAACCACCCAGCAUGGUUUACUCAUCUCCUCACCUUUAUCCCUGAGAUUCACCAUAUAGUUUUCUUCAGGACAUAAGAACUAUAGUGUCAAUAUUAUGCCAAUUAAUUAAACUGUUUCUCAGAAAUGUGUGAGCGAGUAGGGACUAUUUAAAUGUUUACACUUUUAUAAAACACUAAUGUAAUAUUUGCAAAAAUAUGCAAUUUUUCAGAUGCGUCAAGUAUAUGUGCAGCCUAAAUGCAGAGAAUGUGAUUUAAAUCAUUAUUUGAGUCUUAAAUGACACACACCCUCACCAGUCACCACGAAAUUGAACUUUUAAUAAAUCUAUGAUCUGUGUGGAUGACGCAGUGUUCCAGAUAUAACACUGGGGACCAAUUUGGAACAACUCUUAGGUAAAGGAUGAGGAGAUGGGAAGCAGAUGUGGUUUGACGUAGAUGGUCAAAAGUUCAAAUGACCCUUAGACUCUCAAAAUAGGUUUGAUUUAGUAUCUCUAUUGGGAAUUUGAAUACUGUAGUUAGACAAUUUUAUGUAAAGAGUUCUUUGCAGAAACACUGUAAAAUUUCUAUGGAUUUUUGUCUAGGAUACACAAUAGCUGCCAAUAUACAGUACCAGUCAAAAGUUUUUUUUACAUUUUAUUUUAGUAUUUUCUACAUUGUAGAAUAAUAGUGAAGACAUCAAAAUUAUGAAAUAACACAUAUGGAAUCAUGUGGUAACCAAAAAAGUGUUAAACAAAUCAAAAUAUAUUUUCUAUACUUAUAUUUAGAUUCUUCAAAGUAGCCACCCUUUUCCUUGAUGUUCAGGUUAUUAACAGCUAUUAUUCAGCAUGGCUAUUUCAUGUGAACAGAAAAAAGCCAGCCAACAACUCAGACUUUGCUAUUUUGAUUAUCACAUUGACGCCUCUCAAUCACUUUGGGGCGUCAACUCUAAAACUCUAAUUCUCCGGAGGGAAGAAUAUGUUGGAAAUGCCAGUUUUCCAGACAAAAUGCCAGAGUUUGAGUUGAAUAAGUUAUGUUCCCCUUAGAAAAUGGCAAAAGCACAUGUAUACAAAAAAAAACAUAAAUCCACACCAUUGCACUUCUCUCUCCCGUGUCUAUGUACUGACAUGUGGAACUAAUAGAUGCUCACACACACACACGUUACAAUUCACACACAUUUCGAAACAUUAACAUGUAAACUGUUUUUUCCCCCCGUUAUGUGUUGGACCCCAGUAAGACUAGCUGUCACCAUUGGCGUCGGCUCACGGGGAUCCUAAUAAAUCAAAUGUAUAGGCAAUGUGAACACAUUUGACUCAACAUGUCACCUGUCAAAUCCUUCCAUCAUUUCAGUGUUAUGAUGAUAGUAACAGAUGAUGUCAAUGAAAAGUUGGUCCAGGUGGUCUGCCAGCCGGAAUACGAGCCCAGACGUCUAGACCUACUGCUGCGCCUGCCCCGCCCGCGUCUCUUUGCUGUCGAACUCCAAUCAGGUUCAGUGCAUUUCAGCACCAUAAUCGGCAGCCAGCUCCUCCUCCUCAGCGCUACCUACUCUGUGUUGGUACUGACGACCAGCUCCCACGACUUUCUGGAAGCGCGCUCCCCUGAAGAAGACUCAAAACCAGAUGAAAAAAGAUUAUUGAAAAGUUCUUUAGUUAAUGCUUGCUGGAAUAACAUGAUUACGUUUUAUAAAGGGUUUAUAGGCCUACCAAUAGGGUUCUAACUUCUAAAAAGUAAAUUGCUCAAUGACUUGGACAGAUGGUUUUGUGUGCUAUCAAUUCACACACAGCAUGUGUACUGAUUGAUUGCACGAAUGGACACUAAUGCAUAUAGCUCAUAAUGGUGAAACUGUUGAAACUGUUAGAUUGUAUAUGUUUAUAAGCUACCAUUGCAGACAGAAACAUGGACAUGCCAAACUAAACUUGUUUCUUCUCUGUAGUAAGCGGACAUUGUCCUAGGAUUAGAAGUUUGGUUGGGUUCCCAUGGUAAAAGGAUUGGGUUUAGGAUUGACUUUAUGAUAAUAUAAUUGUAUUGUAGAAAUGUGUUAAGAAAUGCCUGAGCAUCGAAAUGUUUAUCAUUUGAGUGACCAUUAUUUUGUGUCUGAUAUUGUCAAGUAGGUUACAGUGUACUAGAGCGAAAAUAAAUAAGUUCUCUGUGUCUCUGUACCCACAGUGUGAUGUGGAUCAGCAAUGUGCAGUUGGCAAAGGUGCAAGAAUUGGGAAGUUGUGCGAGUGUUCACGGGGAACGAGGGAAUCGAGGAUGACAGCUACCAUCUGAUCAAUCAUCACACUGUAUGAGGACAAAUAGUGUUUUCUCAAAUGUUUCUCUUUUAGAUAAGUAAAUGUUUAAGAAUUGAAUAAACUUUUUUGAAGACUUCU
Messenger RNA from Oncorhynchus keta (chum salmon), 6312 nucleotides. RefSeq names its product survival of motor neuron protein-like. The record is from RefSeq and is a predicted model, not a curated record. Gene Ontology annotation, molecular function: RNA binding. The transcript is spliced from 9 exons. NCBI's taxonomy places the organism in Eukaryota, Metazoa, Chordata, Actinopteri, Salmoniformes, Salmonidae. The coding region runs from base 122 to 1144 and encodes 340 amino acids. Gene Ontology annotation, biological process: mRNA processing. Gene Ontology annotation, cellular component: nucleus; cytoplasm.